CUUCGUGGCGAGUGUUGCGUUCCUGUCUUCCGUAUCGUUGGUUGCAAGAUUCCGGGUAUGACAGUCAGCUGACAGGACUCGUGCCGUGUCAGUUUAUCAACGCAGGGUGUAUUUAGUGGUACACGGGGAGAAUAUUCAGCAUAAUGCCCACAAAUCCGCCGAAAAUCAAAGUGUUGAGUUGUGGCAACGAGAGGUUGCAGAAACUUAAAGAGGCUUUUCAUGGAAAAUAUGGCCAGAUGCCUCUCUUUUAUGCUAGUGCUCCAGGCAGGGUGAAUUUAAUAGGGGAACAUAUUGAUUAUUGCGGCUAUGCAGUCCUGCCCAUGGCAAUAGAGCAGAAUAUUCUCGCUGCGGUAUCUGUCAAUGACUCUCAGUCAAUCCAACUGGCCAACACGGAUCCUAAAUAUAAGGAUUUCAGUGUUUCUGUGGACAGGAUCUCCAUUGACAAAGAGAAUCCUCAGUGGUACUUUUACUUCCUUUGUGGAGUGAAAGGAAUCCAGGAGCACUUGAGCUUGUCUUCAUUGUCAGGCAUGAGUUGUGUGGUGGACGGCACUAUUCCUGCCAGCUCAGGGCUUUCCAGCUCCAGUGCUCUGGUGUGCUGUGCUGGUCUGGUCACAAUGGAAGCCAGUCAGAAAUCUCUGUCUAAGGUGACUCUUGCAGAAACUUGUGCAAAGUGUGAGCGUUAUAUUGGCACUGAGGGUGGAGGGAUGGAUCAGUCCAUUUCUUUUCUAGCAGAGAAGGGAACUGCCAAGCUGAUAGAGUUUAAUCCACUGCGGGCCACAGACGUGAGGCUUCCCGAUGGGGCUGUGUUUGUAAUCGCAAAUUGCUGUGUUGAGAUGAACAAGGCGGCCACGUCUCACUUCAACAUGAGGGUGGUGGAAUGCCGCAUUGCCACAAAGAUGUUGGCGAAGGCAAGAGGCCUGCAAUGGAGUCAGCUGCAGAAACUGGGGGAUCUGCAGACGGAGCUGCAGGCGAGUCUGGAUGAGAUGCUGGAGCUGGUGGAGGAGGUGCUGCACCCCGAACCAUACAGCACAGAGGAGAUCUGCAAGACUCUCAGCAUCAGCACUGAACAUCUGCGUGAAAACAUCCUCAGUACCAACACACAGCAUGCGACCCACUUUAAGUUGUUCCAGCGUGCCAGGCAUGUGUAUGGCGAAGCUGCCCGUGUGCUGCAGUUUAAGGCCAUUUGUGAGUCUGUGCCUGUCAAUGCGGUUGCUCAGCUGGGGGAUCUGAUGAACCAGAGUCAUGUCAGCUGCAGAGACCUGUACGAGUGCAGCUGUCCAGAGCUGGACCAGCUGGUGGACAUAUGUCUACAGGUGGGUGCUGUCGGGUCGAGGUUAACCGGAGCUGGAUGGGGAGGUUGCACGGUUUCCAUGGUUCCCAGCGAAAAGAUUGAUUAUUUUCUCCAAACUGUGAGGGAGCGAUAUUACACACCGGACGCCCGCCGAUCCACUCUGGAAAAACAGAGUUUAUUUGUGACUAGGCCGGGAGGUGGGGCGGCUAUUUUCACAGAGGAAUGAAUCGUAGAAGGGCGAUUUAAACGACACAAUUGAGCUAUGGCCUGUGGCUUCAGAAGCCAGUUGAGAUGCAUAUAAUUGCAGUCAAUCCAAAUAAAAGAGGAUCAGAGUUAACCUGAAGAAUACACUCUGUAUAGGCAUUUUCACUCUACUUUGUAUAUAUAUAUAUAUAUGACUUAAAAGUAACUCGGAGCAAAAGAAAUCAGUGGUCUAAUAAUUGAAAACCUGUUUCAAGUUUGUAUACGCACUAUAUACAAGUGAAAAGAAUUACUGAAUACAUUCCUACUGUUGCUGCACUUUUCUGAAAGCAUUCAAAGUCAAUAUCUGAUUACUGGCACAUUCAAUAAAUAACAUCUCUAUGU
This is a messenger RNA of Xyrauchen texanus (razorback sucker), 1876 nucleotides long. It is a transcript of the gene galk2, whose product is annotated as galactokinase 2. Gene Ontology annotation, biological process: carbohydrate phosphorylation; galactose metabolic process. The transcript has 10 exons. Gene Ontology annotation, cellular component: cytosol; cytoplasm. Lineage: Eukaryota; Metazoa; Chordata; Actinopteri; Cypriniformes; Catostomidae. Gene Ontology annotation, molecular function: ATP binding; galactokinase activity. The record is from RefSeq and is a predicted model, not a curated record. Bases 144 to 1517 code for a protein of 457 amino acids.